Molecule: messenger RNA, 2360 nt
Organism: Mirounga angustirostris (Northern elephant seal)
Lineage: Eukaryota; Metazoa; Chordata; Mammalia; Carnivora; Phocidae
Gene: SOX30
Product: SRY-box transcription factor 30
Exons: 5
Coding region: 1-2307 (768 amino acids)
Biological process (GO): regulation of transcription by RNA polymerase II
Cellular component (GO): nucleus
Molecular function (GO): DNA-binding transcription factor activity, RNA polymerase II-specific; sequence-specific double-stranded DNA binding
Source: RefSeq, a predicted model, not a curated record
AUGGAGAGAGCCAGGCCAGAGCCGCAGCCUCAGCCGCGCCAACUGCCACGGGCAACCCCGCCGCGCCCGCUCCGCCCUGCUCCUCCCCAGCUGCCGGUCGAGGGCGCCUCCUUUAGGGCUGAGGCCGCGGAGCUCCCGCCGUCGCCGCCCACCCCGUGCGCGGCCGCCAUUGCGACCGUGGCCUCGUCGUGCAGGGAGGCCCAGGCGUCGGGUGUACAACCCGCGGCACGGCGGCUGCUGCAGGUGAAGCCGGAGCAGGUGUUGCUGCUGCCGCCUGGGCCACCACUGGCUCAGGCCCGGGACGAAGGCGUCGUCGCUUCUCCCGCGCAAGCACGGCUGCUGCAGCUGAGGCCCGAGCUGCUGCUGCUGCCACCGCCGCCGCCCGCGUCCGACGGCGCCCCCUGCAGACCCGAGUUGCAUCCAGUGCAGCCCCGGGCGCUGCACGUCAAGGCCGAGAAGCAGGAACAGGGGCCCGGCUUGGAUCCGUCGGCGGGGACGCGAAGGCCUGUGGAGGCGGGCCCUAGAGCCUCCAGGGCGGCCAAGGUGGAAGGCCCGGGGCCAGCUCUCGACUGGCGCCGAGGGGACGAGAAGAAGGGCAAGUUGGAGGCGGAGGAGGUCAUAAGGGACGUGGCGAAAGGCGGGGAAGGCAAAAACCUGGCGACCAUCAGAGAAGGAGUCAUCAAAACGGAGGAGCCCGAGAGACUCCGCGAGGACUGCAGGCUGGGCACGGAGCCCGCGUCCAAUGGCCUGGUCCAUGGCAGCAGGGAAGCCAUCCUAGCCCAGCCAUCCAGUGCCUUUGGGCCACACCAGCAAGACCUCAGGAUCCCUUUGACUCUCCACACGGUCCCCCCUGGGGCCCGGAUCCAAUUUCAGGGACCUCCACCUUCAGAGCUGAUACGGUUGACCAAGGUCCCCUUGACACCAGUGCCUAUUAAAAUGCAAUCUUUACUGCAGCCUUCUGUAAAAAUUGAAACCAAAGAUGUCCCGCUCACCGUGCUUCCCUCAGAUGCAGGAAUACCAGAUACUCCUUUCAGUAAGGACAGAAAUGGUCAUGUGAAGCGACCCAUGAAUGCAUUUAUGGUUUGGGCAAGGAUUCACCGGCCAGCACUAGCCAAAGCUAACCCAGCAGCCAACAAUGCAGAAAUCAGUGUCCAGCUCGGGUUAGAGUGGAACAAACUUAGUGAAGAACAAAAGAAACCCUAUUAUGAUGAAGCACAAAAGAUUAAAGAAAAGCACAGAGAGGAAUUUCCUGGUUGGGUUUAUCAACCUCGUCCAGGGAAGCGAAAACGCUUCCCUCUAAGUGUUUCCAAUGUAUUUUCUGGCACCACACAGAAUAUCAUCUCUACAAAUCCUACAACAAUAUAUCCUUAUCGCUCACCUACCUACUCUGUGGUAAUUCCCAGCCUACAGAACACCAUCACUCAUCCAGUUGGUGAUGCCCCACCUGCCAUCCAGCUGCCCACACCUGCAGUCCAGCGCCCAAGCCCCAUCUCACUUUUCCAGCCCAGCGUCUCCAGUGCUACCCAGGUGGCCGUCCAGGCUCCAAGUCUGCCCCUCUGCCCGGCAGUCCCACCCCAGGGCUUUGCUGGGCCCUCCCAAACAGACACUCAUCGGCUGCAUUCCGGAGCCAGUCGCUCUGUGAAGAGACCCACUCCAGUCUCUCUGGAGAACACCAACAGGAUCCCAACUAGUGCAAGUACUGCCCAUGCCAGAUUUGUGACCUCAACCAUCCAACCUCCCAAGGAGUAUCCCAGCGUUUCCACUUGUCCCAGAAGUGCUCCAAUCCCCCAGGCUCCUCCUAUUCCACACUCACAUGUCUACCAGGCUCCUCCCCUUGGCCAUCCAGCCACGUUGUUUGGGACACCACCACGAUUUUCUUUUCAUCACCCUUACUUCCUACCUGGACCUCACUACUUCCCAUCAAGCACGUGCCCUUAUAGUCGGCCUCCCUUUGGCUAUGGAAAUUUUCCAAGUUCAAUGCCAGAAUGCCUUGGUUAUUAUGAAGACAGGUACCAAAAACAUGAGGCUAUGUUUUCAGCUUUAAAUAGAGACUAUCCUUUUAGAGACUACCCAGAUGAACGUACGCACAGUGAAGAUUCUCGGAGUUGUGAGAGCAUGGAUGGGACCUCUUACUAUAACAGUCAUAGCCACAGUGGGGAAGAAUACUUAAACCCCAUGCCUCAGCUGGACAUUGGAGCCUUGGAGAACGUCUUCACAGCCCCAACAUCAACUCCCUCUAGCAUCCAGCAAGUCAAUGUCACUGACAGUGAUGAGGAGGAAGAAGAAAAAGUGCUCAGGAAUUUAUAAUUUUAAAACAAAUAUGCACAGAAAAUAAACAUUUCUUAAAAUAUAUUCUGGGU